Molecule: messenger RNA, 2001 nt
Organism: Syzygium oleosum
Lineage: Eukaryota; Viridiplantae; Streptophyta; Magnoliopsida; Myrtales; Myrtaceae
Product: disease resistance RPP13-like protein 4
Exons: 1
Coding region: 1-2001 (666 amino acids)
Biological process (GO): defense response to other organism
Source: RefSeq, a predicted model, not a curated record
AUGGACUGGGAAAGUAAGCAUUGGGAGUCUCUGUUAGCUGUGGCCAACAGGAAAUAUAAACUCAACGAGGUCUCUCCAGAUGACCAACUCUCUCAAUCUGAUGGAGGAAUUGGGAAUACUGAUGGGAACAACCGUGACAAUAUCAGCAAAGAUGAAAUUCGAGGUCCUGAUAAUUCAUCACCUCGGGUUACAAGUCUGCGCGAGAAAAUAAAGAAUGAUCUGUCCCACUUCAAGUCAACCUUGGCGUGGUGGCGCCAGAAAGCCGACGACCUAGAAAGUGAAGUGAGGAGCAUGAUGAUGUUGGCUCCCCACGACACUCUUGAAGACAAGCUGCGGGACGUGGAACUGGAAAUCUCGAGUUUGAAGUUGAAUCUGGCUGCUCCUCACAAUCUUUCAAAGGCCAAAUCGAGCACUCCUGGCCUAUCCAAGGUUGGGGUAGAUGCAAAGAGCAACCAGAUGUUGGAAAAACUGCAAGACGGAUUUGAAAAGAUGUCCGCGAGUCCAACUAUCCAGGGCGUGCAGCAACUUUACAACAGAUUGGAUGAAGAGUACAAAAAUUGUUUGUUGUGUCUUACAGCUUUCCCGGAGAACGCAAUCAUAAAGAAAAGGGUCCUGAUCAAUUGGUGGGUUGGGGAGGGGCUCCUAGUUGUCACAGAUCCGAAGGGAUCCAUGGCCGUUGAGAAAGCUGCGGAAAAAAUCUUCAAAGAGCUUGGCGAGAAGGGCUUCAUCAUGCUAGUUCAUAAGAAGGGAAAGCGGAGAAGCCCUGUUCCCGACAGUUGCCAGCUCCACCCGUUUAUGCGGCGGGUCCUGAUAACUUUAGCAAAAAAGGCUAAAUUCUUCGACUUAGAUCUCCAGGGUAAUGCAACGCCUGACUAUUCUCAGUGCACCAGGGCAUGCUUGGUAGAAGGUGGACAGCUCUCGAGGCCAUCAACAGUGAGCGAGGGACGGAAAUUAAAGACAUUGUUCAACAUGAAUGAGCAGUUUCUUGAUUUAAAAUUGGAUUUUUUUAUUAGUUGCAAAGUUCUUCAGUUGGGACGGUGGAUGGUGUCCGCAGAUCAUAACAUCGAUGUGGAUGACGCGCCAUCCCUGUUAAGAGGAAUGGGCACAAUGAAGAGGCUGAGAUACUUGAGCCUUCAAGGUGUGACAAAGAUUGGAAAACUUCCUGCUUCUAUUUGCGAUCUAUAUAAUCUGACAAUACUUGAUCUCGGAGCAUGCCAAAGUUUGGAAACACUUCCCAGGGAAAUUGGUUCUUUGAAGAAACUCACAUACUUGGACUUCUCCGAGUGCUACAUGAUCAGCCGCAUGCCCAAGAGUCUCAAAAACCUGCAGCAGCUUCAAGUUCUCAAGGGGUUUGUGCUUUACCAAGACGGAAAGAAAAAGGACAAAUCAGAAAAUCGUGAAGAAGCUUGCACGCUCUCUGAUUUGGCAAGUAUGAAGAAAUUGUGGAAAUUGAGUUUGCGACUGGAUAAAGCAGAUGAUUUAGAAGAUGAACAUAUAAAAGAUCUAUCGCAGCUGCCCGAAUUGACGUCAUUGAUGAUUACAUGGAUCCAAGCUACUAAGCAACCCAGCUCAUCUGACAGGGGAGCUGGCAGAAAGUCGAAGAGACGCAAGGAAUCCUCUAAGGAGCCCAAAAAGCCCGAGAACAGUUUGAGCGGAGGCGAGCCUUUUCCUGGUAAACUGACGAAGCUAGAUUUGCGUGGCUAUCCUAGACCAUCCAUGCCAAAGUGGCUAACUCAUUCAGAGGUAAAAGUACUCGAGAAACUCUACAUCAGAGGAGGUAACCUUGCGAAUCUCAACCGGGAUUCUCACUCUGAUAGUCUGUGGUCGGUCAAGAUCUUGCGGCUCAAGUUCCUCGCUAACUGCGAGAUCGAGUGGUUGGACCUGCGACAUCAUUUCCCAUCUCUGGUCUACUUGGAAAAGUUUCAUUGUCCAAAGCUCAAGCUUUUCCCAUGCGAUGGCUAUGGCAUCUGGAUGAAUCCCAAUGCUAAGGAAGAAGGAUGA